AAAGCAAUGAUUUUGGUAUGCAUGCCUAUUGACUCCUUCAGGAAGCCCUAGAGUGAGCAACGACCUUCUCCCUCAUCGAAUCUUAAUCCUACUGUAGAUCUGUUUCCACUUCCCCCGGAUUGCUCUCUGCUUCUUCCUUUUUCACACCUUCAAUCGCCAUGGAUGAAGAGUAUGACGUUAUUGUGCUUGGAACCGGUCUCAAGGAGUGCAUCCUCAGUGGUCUUCUCUCUGUCGAUGGCCUCAAGGUUCUGCACAUGGAUAGGAAUGACUAUUAUGGAGGGGAAUCUUCAUCGCUUAAUCUCAUUCAGCUUUGGAAACGGUUCAGGGGAGAUGACAAGCCACCUGCCCAUCUGGGUUCUAGUAGGGACUACAACGUGGACAUGAUUCCAAAGUUUAUGAUGGCCAAUGGAACACUUGUGCGUGUUCUUAUUCAUACGGAUGUAACCAAGUAUUUGUCUUUUAAAGCCGUUGAUGGUAGCUAUGUGUAUAAUAAGGGAAAGAUCCACAAAGUUCCAGCCACGGAUAUGGAAGCACUUAAAUCUCCACUUAUGGGUUUAUUUGAGAAGCGCCGCGCUCGGAAGUUCUUCAUCUUUGUUCAAGAUUAUGAUGAAAGUAAUCCUAAGACACAUGAGGGAAUGGACUUGACAAGACUGACAACAAAAGAACUGAUUGCAAAAUAUGGACUCGAUGACAACACCAUUGACUUCAUUGGUCAUGCAUUGGCACUUCAAAGAGAUGAUCGCUAUCUUGACCAGCCGGCACUAGAUACAGUAAAGAGAAUGAAGCUUUAUGCGGAGUCUCUGGCACGCUUUCAAGGAGGGUCUCCGUACAUCUAUCCUCUAUAUGGACUAGGGGAGCUUCCACAGGCAUUUGCUCGCCUUAGUGCUGUCUACGGUGGAACAUAUAUGUUAAACAAACCUGAGUGCAAGGUUGAAUUCGAUGAGGAAGGAAAAGUUGUUGGUGUCACAUCAGAAGGGGAAACUGCCAGGUGCAAAAAGGUUGUCUGUGAUCCUUCCUACUUGCCCAACAAGGUCAGGAAGGUUGGUAAGGUUGCUAGGGCCAUUGCCAUAAUGAGCCACACCAUACCAAACACCAAUGAUUCCCAUUCGGUGCAAAUUAUUUUACCGCAGAAGCAGUUGGGUCGCAGAUCAGACAUGUAUGUUUUCUGUUGCUCAUACUCUCACAAUGUUGCUCCAAGAGGCAAGUUUAUUGCUUUUGUUACCACAGAAGCUGAGACUGAUCAUCCAGAGGCAGAACUGAAGCCAGGAAUUGACCUGCUGGGGGCCGUUGAUGAGAUAUUUUUUGAUACAUAUGACAGAUACGAGCCAGUCAAUGAACCAACUCUGGACAAUUGCUUUAUAUCCAUGAGUUAUGAUGCUACAACACAUUUCGAGUCAACUGUCAUUGAUGUGCUCAACAUGUAUACAAUGAUAACUGGCAAGGCUGUGGACCUGAGUGUGGAUUUGAGUGCUGCUAGUGCUGCAGAAGAAUAAGAAUGAAUGAACAAGCCUUGGACUGCAUUGUAAUUCCUGCUUCUCUUUUUUCAUUCUCUACUAUCUACCAAAAACUAAAACUUAGAGAUGUGCCUGUAUUUGCCUUGUGAAAAAGUGAUUUGAUUUGGUCCCCUUUGGUUUAUUUUUGGUUUCAAUGGACUGAUUAUAAUGUGUUGAUGCACUGAUUGCUUCAAAAUUUCCAUCGAGUCUGUGUUAAUCGAAGAAUCAGAGUUGAUUUACGAAUCAAAUUUUACACCUUCAAUACA
This is a messenger RNA of Cucurbita pepo subsp. pepo (vegetable marrow), 1759 nucleotides long. NCBI's taxonomy places the organism in Eukaryota, Viridiplantae, Streptophyta, Magnoliopsida, Cucurbitales, Cucurbitaceae. The record is from RefSeq and is a predicted model, not a curated record.